This is a messenger RNA of Drosophila teissieri, 779 nucleotides long. RefSeq lists its product as uncharacterized. The transcript has 3 exons. The record is from RefSeq and is a predicted model, not a curated record. NCBI's taxonomy places the organism in Eukaryota, Metazoa, Arthropoda, Insecta, Diptera, Drosophilidae. Bases 229 to 651 code for a protein of 140 amino acids.
CGAAAAGCGCAGCGAAAAGUCAACUACUGGGCAUAUCUGGGAAUAAUGAAAUACAAGCGACUGAUUACACACGAGUGCGGGUUUAUAUUCAUAUUGAUUUUAAUAUAAAUUUUAGAGAGACUCAUUCAGUCCUCCCAAACCGCAGAAGCCAAAGCACACGCGAACCGCUAAAGGCGAGAGCCCACAGAACACAGCCCGUAAAUUAGAGCCGCACACAGAAACUAGAUCAUGGCUGAGGACCCGGUGAACCAGCAGGCAUUCGCUGAGGACGUGGCAGCUGCCGCUGCGGCUGGAGGAGCCGGUGGUUUUGCCGGUCCCGAGCCCGGACACGCCGACUUUAAGAUGCCCAGUGCCGACGAGAUCUGGAAGCUGGUCGAGGGCAUGGAGGGAAUUUCGGACGACGAGCGAGCCGAGCUCCGCGAGAGCAUCUUUAACCCGAAGCCGCCGUCGCCGGAGGACUUCAUGCGCCAGUACGGGCAUCCGGGCCACAGUUCCCGGGAGUACCUGGUGUUCUUCGUGAUGCUGGCUCUCAUACUCAUCGUCUUUGCCCUCUUCGGCUACAAGUUGUACAAAUCGCUGACGGAGAAGGAGCUCAAGAAGCAGGAGAAACUCAAGAGCAAGCAGCAGAAGAAGGCCAAGAAGUCCAACUGAUGGAGAUGGAGGCGAAGAUAGCUUGACGCAGUACUUUCCGGCCCCGAGACCUUCCAUCUUGUUAAUCAAUACAAUCGCCCUGUAAAUGACAAAAUCAUAAGCCAGUAAACGUAAUAAAAUAAACAGUA